CUCUCACAUCACACGCAUUGGUGGUGGUGCUCUAACCAGCGCAUCCUCAUCCCCUGAAGACCACUUUCAGUUUUGGCAUUUCGCCAUACCUCGCCCAUCUCCAUACCUAAGGCUAGCAGUGUCUUACUGCUUCCUGCUUCCUUUGAUAGCCUAUUCCGAUUUUAGCUUCACCCUUCACUAACAUUUCCAGGCAAACGAGCAGCAGCAGCCAUGGUGCUGAGCGUGGCGCUCCCCGCGGGUCUGGACGCGUCGAAGCUGUCCAAGGACAUCUCGUCGUACAGCGAGCUGCAGCUGGCGCGCCUCAAGUACCGCCCGACUCUCCCCUCCAUGCUCGACGGACCCAGCGUCGUCGAGAAGGGCCCUCCUACGAAGGCCGCCGGCAACGAUGAGGAGAUCGCCAAGCUCUUCCCGUCGCUUUACGGCCAGCCGUCGGUGAAGCUCAUUCCCGCCGGCGCGUCCGCGGCGGCCCCCACGCCCAUCACCGUCGGCGUCGUGCUGUCCGGCGGCCAGGCCCCCGGCGGCCACAACGUCAUCGCCGGCCUCUACGACUAUCUCCAGGAGAAGGUGCCGGGCAGCAAGCUCCUCGGGUUCCUCGGGGGCCCAGCGGGCGUGAUGAAGUGCAAGUACGUGGAGAUCACGGCCGAGUUCCUGUACCCCUACCGCAACCAGGGCGGCUUCGACAUCAUCUGCUCCGGCCGCGACAAGAUCGAGUCGCCCGAGCAGUUCGCCAUGGCCGUGGCGUCGGCGGAGAAGCUCUCGCUGGACGGGCUGGUUGUCAUUGGCGGCGACGACUCCAACACCAACGCUUGCCUGCUCGCCGAGCACUUCCGCGGCAAGGGCCUGAAGACGAAGGUGAUCGGGUGCCCCAAGACCAUCGACGGCGAUCUCAAGGCCGCGCAAGUGCCCAUCAGCUUCGGCUUCGACACCGCCUGCAAGAUCUACUCGGAGACGAUCGGGAAUGUGAUGACUGAUGCCCGGUCUGGCGGCAAGUACUAUCACUUUGUCCGUCUGAUGGGCAGAGCGGCGUCGCACAUCACCCUCGAGUGCGCGCUGCAGACGCACCCCAACAUCACUCUCGUGGGCGAGGAGGUGUUCGCCAAGGGCAUGACUCUGGGCCAGGUCACCAACCACAUCGCUGACGUCAUCUGCAAGCGCGCCGACGCGGGCAAGAAUUUCGGCGUGGUGCUCAUUCCCGAGGGGCUCAUUGAUUUCAUUCCUGAGAUCAACGACCUGAUCUCGCAGCUGAACGAGAUUCUGGCGAAGGCGGCGGUGGACGCGGAGGGCAUGUACGAGUGGAAGGAGGGGCUGCAGCCCAACACGCGCACGCUGUUCGACUCGCUGCCCAAGGACAUCCAGGACCAGCUGCUGCUCGAGAGAGACCCCCACGGCAACGUGCAGGUGGCGCGCAUUGAGACGGAGAAGAUGCUCAUCAGCAUGGUGGAGGAGGAGCUGGGCCGGCGGGCGAAGGCUGGGCAGUACAAGGGCGCCUUUGAGGGCCGCUCGCACUUCUGCGGAUACGAGGGCCGGUGUGGCAUGCCCACUCUAUUCGACGCCACCUACUGCUAUGCCCUGGGCUCGGUUGCAGCUGCUCUGGUGCAGGCCGGGGAGACCGGGCUCAUUGCGUCCGUGGGGAACCUGACCGCUCCCCCCCAGGAGUGGACCGUGGGAGGCACGGCUCUCACUGAGCUCAUGGUGGUGGAGAGGCGCAAGGGCAAGAACAAGCCUGUGAUCAAGAAGGCCAUGGUUGAAUUCGAGGGUGCGCCCUUCAAGAAGUUUGUCUCGGUGCGUGACGACUGGGCUCUCAACGAUCGCUACAGAAGCCCAGGCCCUGUGCAAUUCGAGGGCCCCACUGCUUCCCAGCCCAACCUCACACUGCUGCUGGAGCAAGGAGUCUCCAUCUAGAAAUACUAAAGCUGCUUUUAGGUAUAGCGCAUGUGUGUGCAUCUGUUUUGGAGACCCUGAUUUCUUUGUUCGGACAGCAUAGCAACUCCAAGUCAACUGCCAUGGCAUGGCAUGAUCUUUGGAGGCAAUUAGGGUUGGGCUGGGGCGUUGUGUUUUUGAACCGUCUUUGGUGAUCGUAUGGAACGUCACUACUAAACGGUUCAAUUAAAUGACAAGUCGGUGCAAUUCUGUGAAGGAUGAAACACCAAC
Molecule: messenger RNA, 2151 nt
Organism: Closterium sp. NIES-67
Lineage: Eukaryota; Viridiplantae; Streptophyta; Zygnematophyceae; Desmidiales; Closteriaceae
Source: the annotation of a GenBank genome assembly